AUGAAUCCUAAAUUUACCUUUGUAUUCAUUUUGCUUAUUCAUUUCUUAUGCCUAUUCCACUCCGUCUUUCCCUUUACCGUAGACCACGUAGCCCUCGUAGCGAUUAAGUCUCGAAUCACACUUGACCCUCGCGGAGUUUUAAACACUUGGAACAACUCCCUUCCGGUUUGCGAGUGGGAAGGUGUCACUUGUGGCACCAAGCAUCCACAUCGAGUCGUCGGUUUAAAUCUUCCAAACAAUAAUUUGGUGGGAACUCUAUCACCUUAUGUGGGCAACUUAAGUUUCCUUCAUGUUCUAAAUUUAUACAACAAUAGCUUUAGAGGUCACAUACCACCUCAAAUUGGAAAUCUAUUAAGGUUAAGGUCUCUACAGUUAGUUAAAAACACCUUUGAAGGCGAAAUUCCAGCCAACGUAUCUCGUUGCUUAAACCUCAAGCAACUUCAAUUAUCAGGCAACAAUCUUGGUGGAUUUAUUCCAUCUCAACUUAGUCUCCUUACUAAGUUACAAGUUUUGUCACUUUCUUAUAAUCGACUUAAGGGUGACAUCCUUAAUAAGGUCGCCAUAAACUUGACUUCCUUGCAAAUAUUGUUGGCUUCGAAUAACUCCUUUCACGGAAGCAUUCCGGACAACAUUGGAGUAGCACUCCAAAAUUUAGCUUACAUUUAUAUUUCUGGAAAUAAGAUGUCAGGUAUUAUUCCUCCUUCCUUUUACAAUCUUUCUCGUCUUCAACAGGUUAGUUUAGAAAAAAAUAAGUUCCAUGGUACACUUCCCUUAGAUAUUGGGUUCCGCCUUCCUCAACUCACCGCGUUUUUCAUAGGUAAAAAUUCCUUCCAUGGAAACCUACCAACUUCCCUCUCAAAUCUUACUCAGCUUGAGCAAUUAGGUCUUUAUUCAAACAAAUUCACAGGAAAAUUCAUUUUUAGUGCUAGAAAUAUGCCCAAUUUGUUAUUCGUCGAGGUCAACUCUAACUACUUGGGUACUAGAGAAGCAGAUGAUUUAAGUUUUCUACAAACUUUUGCAAAUUGUAGUAAGUUAUACCGUUUGGAAGCUUCUUUUAAUAACUUUGGAGGGAUUUUACCAGCUUCUUUAGGUAACUUGUCAGAACUAACUGUAUUUAAUUUUCCAUAUAAUAAAAUUUCAGGAAGCAUUCCAUCAUCUCUUUAUAACCUUAUUAAUUUAAGAGUACUAGGCUUGCAAGGUAAUCAAUUCACUGGAAAUCUUUCGCCUCAGAUUCAGAAGCUAACUAAGUUAGAAUUAUUUGAUUAUAAUGAUAACUAUCUCUCUGGAACUCUUCCUAAUUCAUGGGGUAAUUUCUCACAUUUGAGUGAGGUCAAUCUAGCUAACAAUAGAUUUGAAGGAACAAUACCCUCGAGUCUAGGUAGUUGUAAUAAUCUAUUGUAUUUGACAAUCUCAAAUAAUAGGCUAAGUGGAACUCUACCCCCUCAGUUAUUCCAAGCUUCUUCGAUGUUAGUUGAGCUAGGAUUAUCCUACAACCAAUUACAAGGAGUCAUCCCGGUUGAAAUUGAGCAACUAAGAAAUUUAGUUGUGUUGGAUAUGUCAGGAAAUUCGUUUUUAGGAAAACUUCCUACCACCCUUGGUAGUUGCAAUGAGCUUGUUGAGCUACAUAUGGGAGAAAACUUGUUCACCGGGUUCAUCCCUCAGUCUUUUAAGUCAUUAACUGGUUUACGAGUUUUAAACUUGUCUCAUAAUAAGUUGUCUGGUCCAAUUCCAAGGUUCUUAGAAAAUUUUCCAUUAGUAGGACUAGACUUAUCUUUUGAUAAUUUUGAGGGUGAGAUCCCUAGGAAAGGUGUUUUUAUGAAUUUAAGUGGAUUGAAAAUUCUUGGAAAUAACAAGAUUUGUGGAGGGAUUCUAGAGCAUCAUUUGCCAACAUGUCCACCUAAUAAUGAUUCGAAAGGAAAGGGGAGUAAAUUGUCUGUUGUCGUGAUUGUGAUCAUUGCAGUAGCUUCUUUGGUUGCGGGUGUGUCCAUAGUGUCAUUAGUAUACUUCCUACUUUGUUCAAGGAGGAAACGAAACAAACCGUCUCAAGGAUCCGAGAUAAACUUGAUAGAGCCCUUCUCGAAAAUAUCAUAUGACAUGCUUUCCAAAGCUACAAAUAGAUUUUCGGAAGCAAACUUACUUGGUGCAGGCCAUUUUGGGUCUGUUUACCAAUGA
This is a messenger RNA of Chenopodium quinoa (quinoa), 2172 nucleotides long. Its product is annotated as putative receptor-like protein kinase At3g47110. Gene Ontology annotation, molecular function: protein binding. The transcript has a single exon. The coding region runs from base 1 to 2172 and encodes 723 amino acids. The record is from RefSeq and is a predicted model, not a curated record. Lineage: Eukaryota; Viridiplantae; Streptophyta; Magnoliopsida; Caryophyllales; Amaranthaceae.